GUCGUCACCUAUUUUAUUCACCUUGGGAUCGCAGAACCAUGAAGCUGCUUGUAGUUUUUGCCGCUCUCCUCACAGUCUGCUGUGUCCAAGGUUUCUUACUUUCGUCGGCCUGUUCAUCAGAUGGCGACUGUUUCAAUGGUGACGGCUGCUGUGAGAGGCACUUCCUAGGCCUGGCUAACAAAUGUCGCCAAAAGAUGUUCGAACACGAUGACUGCAGACUUGAAUCUGCAGGGGGCACGUGUCAAAACCAGUGCAUUAAAGGUUUGGCGUGCGUGGACCAGUCGACGAUUCACCCUAAUCGUCACGGGUUCGUGUGUAUGAAAGCCCCCGCAGUCCCCACGGUGACUGCACCUGCAAAUUAAUUAAAAGCCGCGAGAGACGCCGAUUUCCCCUCAGCAAUAGACAAAAACCAAAUAAAUAUAUCUGUGCUUUAAA
Molecule: messenger RNA, 435 nt
Organism: Gigantopelta aegis
Lineage: Eukaryota; Metazoa; Mollusca; Gastropoda; Neomphalida; Peltospiridae
Exons: 3
Coding region: 39-362 (107 amino acids)
Source: RefSeq, a predicted model, not a curated record